CUUCUCAGCCCUCAAACAGACAGACAGACAGCUGGCAGGAGGCAGCCUGGGGGGACACAGCCACUCCAAUGGUCACCAUGGCUGAGUGAACCUGCUCUGGGCCCUUACCUUGGCCCCCCGGGCCCCAGCCCAGCAUGGUCCAGGCCUGUAGGGAGUGUUCCCGAGCUCAUCAGACAGCUCUGCCACAGGGGGCAACCAUGGCCCAGGCCCCUGCCCCCAGCUCUACAGCCAAGAAACACAUCAGACUGCAGGAGAGGAGAGGCUCCAACGUGGCUCUGAUCUUGGAUGUGAGCUCUCUGGGGGCAGUGGAGCCCAUCUGCUCAGUGUCUACACCCCGAGAGCUCACUCUCCACUUCUUAAGGACUGCUAGGCACCCCCUCACCCGCUGGGCCCUGCAGCACCAGCCACCCAGCCCCAAGCAACUGGAGGAAGAGUUCUCGAAGAUUCCCCCAAACUUUGUCAAUCCUGAAGAACUGGACAUUCCUGGCCAUGCCUCUAAGGACCGAUACAAGACCAUCUUGCCAAAUCCCCAAAGCCGUGUCUGUCUUGGGCGGGCACAGAGCCAAGAGGAUGGAGAUUACAUUAAUGCCAACUAUAUCCGAGGCUAUGAUGGUCGUGAGAAAGUUUACAUUGCAACCCAAGGCCCCAUGCGUAACACUGUGUCCGACUUCUGGGAAAUGGUUUGGCAAGAGGAGGUACCCCUCAUCAUCAUGCUCACCCAGCUUCAAGAGGGCAAAGAGAAAUGUGUUCACUAUUGGCCUACAGAGGAGGAAACCUAUGGGCCAUUCCAGAUACGAGUCCAGGAUGUGAACGAACGCCCAGAAUAUAUCGUCCGGCACCUUACCAUUCAGUACCAGGAGGAGUGCCGUCCAGUAAAACAUGUCCUCUUCUCUGCCUGGCCUGAUCACCAGACCCCAGAGUCAUCUGGGCCCCUCUUACACUUGGUGGAUGAGAUAGAGGAGACCCCAGACACAGCAGCCAACUCUGGGCCGAUUGUGGUCCAUUGCAGUGCUGGGAUUGGCCGGACUGGCUGCUUCAUUGCCACACGGAUUGGCUGCCAACAACUGAAGGCUCGGGGGGAAGUAGACAUCCUGGGCAUCGUAUGCCAGCUUCGGCUGGACAGAGGGGGUAUGAUCCAGACCAGUGAGCAAUACCAGUUCCUGCACCACACCCUGGCCCAGUAUGCUGCCCAGCUGCCAGAGACACCAAAUCCAUGACCUUCUGGGACCUGAUAGAAGAGGUGACAUAGGUCAUAUAGUACCCAGACUGAACCCAGCCAGAGAGGAGGAACUUUCUCCUUAAAGGUCUAGAACUUUGUACUCUACCUCCGUCACACCUAUGUCCCCAGGGUCUUUGACCCUAGAAGUGGCAUUGCUUCUCGGAUGACCCAAGUUUUCCUUCUCCUUUCAUGUCCCUGGGAAUGACCUGGUAUCCCAGAUCACUAACUCACUGACUGGCAGCUGGAGGAAUGGGGGAGUUGUGGGUGUCAGAAGGAGGCGUUUUGUGACCUAGAAGCCCAAUCCUUGGAUCAGAAUGAAGAGGUGAUCCUCCUCCUGCAACCAGAGAAAGCUGAGAUGGAAAGGAUAAGACCAGAAAUACCAGGGCUUUUAUCUUACCUUCUUCUCUUGCCCUCAGUUUCCUAAAAUGGACAGCAAGGACCUAUGUUUGUGUGCCUAUUUCUCAAGCCCAUAGCCUGCUUCAAGCUCAAUGAUUUGAGUUGUCAACUGCAGCAAGCCUGAAGGAAAAAAUCCAGGUGGUCCCACAUCCUCUGGCAUGCUACUUAUAUGCCCAAGUCUUCUCUUCUAUGACACGGAGGCAAUGCUUCUAGGGACCUCUAACCAUAGACCUUGCAUCUGGAGAUCCUAAGGACAAAAGGAGCUUGGGGGAAUUCCUGGCAACUAUUUUUGCCUCAUUCCCCUUCCUGGGCACUGGAAAAUAAUCCUCAAUCAUCCCUCCAUCCACUCCUUUUGGGAAGCUUUGUAACACAAAGGAGUACUAUACAAAACCACCCAUGCAGCACUCAGCACAUAGAAUGCCAAUCAGCCCUGAGAUGGCUAGUGAUGUUAAGCUCUUUAGGUCAGAUCCUGAUAAAGCUUUCCGAAAUCCUAGAGAUGCUUCCCUCCUCUCUCCAUCAACCAAUCUGUGUGCACUGGAGAUUCCCUGUGAAGGCAAAAGAGGCCAGUUCUCUCCCUGCAUCCCCAUCUUGGGUCUUGGGACCACAAUGCCCAAGCCAUGUGGCAUCCAGUCUGAAACCAUCCUGGGGGUGAAGGGGAGAUAAGGAAGAGAAAGGAAGGAGGAAAGUGAAGAUAAGUUCCUCUUGAAAUGUCUGGAGAAGUAUCUUCUCCCUCUCUGAUACCAUCCAUAGCUGUCAUUCACCAGGUAAAUUUCUUGAGGGUAAUCCCACCAACAAACUGUAAGCCCCAAAAGAUCCACUCCAAUAAAGCAAUAAAGCAUUUAUUAAGUGCCUCUUAUGUGGCACUGAGGAUACCAGUAUGUUGGAUGAAACACUCCCAACUCCCUGGAGCUUAAUUUUAAUAAAGGAGACAAGCACAUAUAUAAAUAUAUAUAGCAUAAAUAUAAAAGUGAAUAAACAUAAAUAUAUGCAAAUUA
Messenger RNA from Vombatus ursinus (common wombat), 2610 nucleotides. It is a transcript of the gene PTPN7, whose product is annotated as protein tyrosine phosphatase, non-receptor type 7. Gene Ontology annotation, biological process: protein dephosphorylation. NCBI's taxonomy places the organism in Eukaryota, Metazoa, Chordata, Mammalia, Diprotodontia, Vombatidae. Gene Ontology annotation, molecular function: protein tyrosine phosphatase activity. Bases 135 to 1217 code for a protein of 360 amino acids. The record is from RefSeq and is a predicted model, not a curated record. The transcript is spliced from 10 exons.